AUGAUGCUGCUGCAUGACCUGAUCCACUAAUAUAGAGAAACUGAGGGAACUGAAAUCCUAUCAAGAACCUUUGAGACCAAUUAGGUACUAACUCCACUUCAAAUUCCCUCUCAUCCAACUGUCUCACAAGACAGAUAUAAAGAGUCCAGGGAAUGCCUUCACUGCUGCAAGCUUCCCUGGGGAGUCGAAAGGGAGCAUGGAGGAAUUGCACUACUUGUACUGCCAGAAGACAACAGGGCAAAGGAUAAGUCUCCCUGUACAUUUGUUAAAGGGCAUCAACCUCAUGGUUGUGGUUGCCAUAUAGACCCUUGGCCAAGAGGCCUUCCCACUGAGCAAUAUUAUGAUGUCACUUAGCUGAAAAAAAGUGAUGUGCAUAUGAAUGAUGAACUGCUUCAUAAACCAUCAGACAGUUUGACUAAAGCACUGUGCCUGCCAUUUCCCACCUCUCAUCCCUACCAGACACACAUCCUUAGGUACACCAUGUUCCCAAACUUCACAUCACCUGAGGAUUGAGACACCGGGAUCGAUGCAAGCAGUCAUCAGCCUUUCCAUCCCAAUAUCCCUACCAAGGCUUUUGAUGUGGUUGUUCUGAGGAAGACCAGAGGUAAUCCAUAUAAGCAUAAAGUUGUCAGUAUUCCCCCUGACUCCCAGAAGGUAGCUGUGCACUGUCUGGGACAGCACACAUACUUCCAAUCUGCUGAAAAAAAGGGUCAAAUAAACUAUCCAAAUCCACCAAAGAUAGUGGCCUCCAACUCCCCUUUUAAAGAGCUAGAACAUAACUUCUCACCAAGAAAAACCAAUAUGCUACAAAGGGCUCUGGGGAUCACAACAUGUAGUCGGGACUUCAUGAGAAGAGGUCCUGUGAAUCCCCUUACCCUGGAUAACUACUACAGGAAAGCAGUUGGCAGAUUAACUGGAGAACUAGGCAAAGAUGUGGAAAUAAAAGAAGCAUUUCUGCCCAGUAUUUUACAUGUGAGACCUCUUGAAGGGCGUACUGCUGUUGUAGCCAGCUACUCAGACACAAGGCUGAGUAAAAUAAAAACAGCAGCCAGCCUAGGUCAGCAGCAUAAGUGA
Molecule: messenger RNA, 1074 nt
Organism: Tauraco erythrolophus (red-crested turaco)
Lineage: Eukaryota; Metazoa; Chordata; Aves; Musophagiformes; Musophagidae
Source: RefSeq, a predicted model, not a curated record